Messenger RNA from Symbiodinium sp. CCMP2456, 1557 nucleotides. The record is from the annotation of a GenBank genome assembly. Lineage: Eukaryota; Dinophyceae; Suessiales; Symbiodiniaceae.
AUGGUUCCCCAGGGCAAAGAUUCCUUCCGUCGUGGCAAGGGGUCUUCUGGAAUCGUGGCUUCAGACCUGUUGGGUGAAUGGCUGGAUGGGCAGGACAACGAUGUUGUCGUGCAGUCUGGUCCCGAGCGUUCCCGGCCACUGACUGCCCGUUUGGCUCGUCGAGGGGGCCGUGAACAGGUGCUGUCUCUGCGGCGAGAGCCUGAAUCCGAUUGCUGGGCGUGUGGAAAUGCUGUUUUGGAUAAAGCCGCCUCCACGACGAAUGUCCUAGUCUGGGCUGCAUACGACGGCCGCCGGAGCGUCUGGCGCAGGAAAGAGGUGUCGGAGCAAGCCGAGCCUAGCGAUCUGCUCCCGUGGUUGCUGAAAGCUCCGGCUUUGUUAGGUGCCUCCAAAGGAGAUGAGGAACAACAGCCGCAGGCCAAAGCUGCCAACGGCCGAGUUGCAGAAGGUUUUGCGCCGCCUCCACGUCGGCAGAGGAAUUGGAGCUCGAUCUCCAUGGACAGCGAUGUAGCCGGAGUUUUCGUCGGACAAGCGGACGGGGAGGAUCCAAAGGAUGGGGAAGAAGGAUCUCCAACAAUGAGUGACCACGAAACGCCACAGGAUCGGCCGCCAGCAGAGGAAGCAGCGCGACUUCCAGCAGUUUUCGACACUGACAAUGCCUCAGCCGAUGCGGCCAGAGUCUCUGCAAUCCUGGACGCGCGGCAGGUGCUUGGAUCGGCCAGCAACUUCCAGGAGAUUUUUAGCCAUCUCCUGAUCGACCACGACUUGCUGUGCCAAGAGGGAGAGGACCCCAUGGUCCCCUCACUUGAUUCGGCCCUCUGGCAGAGGCUGCCGGAUGCACCUCGCCGCAACGUCCUGCACCGACUUGCAGCGUUCCAGAACAGCAGUUUCGUUCCCGGCAGCUACGUGGCGGAGUUUCCUGCCGGGAACUGGAGCGAGCUCUUCGUGGGCCGCCACCGCUUCCCGGUGCUGCAGACGGACAUCCAGGCGUUGCUGCGACGCUACACUCUGUCGGCGGACAAUGUCGCUUCUCGUGCCUCUGCCAUGGCACGUGUCUUCGCGCUCUACCGAGCACUGGAGAACCCAGUGUUGACUGCCGGCCAAAGAAGUUCACACCAGCUUUGUACCUGGCGGGCGUCCUCGAAAGAAGCAGCCGACGUGGAGUACGAGCUCUUCGCGUCGCCCUUCAAUGCUCGAGUCAGCAACGGCAAGUAUGCUUCCCGCUUCCCUCAUGCCGAGAAGAUCUUUGGCUCGGCGGGCUCGUAUCCGGAUGUACUUGACGAGUGGCCAUCCACAGCCGUGCUGUCGGUCAAUCCGCCAUUUUCGGAUGCGUACUUGGACGAUGUUGUGGGCAAGCAGCUGGACCGAAUUGUCGCGGGCUUCAAGAAGGUUCAUCUUUUCGUACCUGUUCGUGAUGCGCCUUGGCGAAAGCAACUGCGGCGUCUUUCCAAUGCGCGGUUUGUACAGGACUUCUUCGAUGCAACGGCAUUGAAGGACCGGCAUUUGGAGCAGCCGGUGCUUCACUGGGAGGGAAGUGAGCUCGCACCAGCUGAAGCUUAG